GGAGCCAGUUGUUUACUGCUGUGGACCGACAUAUGGUACCAAAGGAAAAAGAAGGGACGCAAAAUCUCCAUUUAUAAAAACAUGGCUUCAGCCCUAUGUUUCUCAGGAAGCAAACAUCCCCCAAAUCAAUUUUCUCGAGAAAAUGAUCCACUUUGUUCAAGCGUCCAUCCUCUCUUGUAAUCAGCCACAUUCGGUGAGGGAUGGUGCAUUGCUAUUGAGCUUGAUCAGUAAUCCGAUAUUGAUUCGCUUUGUUUGCUCAAAUUGCCAGUAAUAGGAGACGGGAACCAAUUAUCUGUUACUUUUUGAAAGAUUUUGAGAAAAUGUCUGCCUCUAAAAAGCCAUAUAGGCGUAGUCAAUCUUCAAUCAAGUACAGGGUGAGCCCAGCUGAGGGGGCUUUCUUUGAGAUUGGUGAGCUUGUUCCUGAAGAAUAUUCCCCUUCCCUGCCUGAUAAUAAUAAGAAAAUCCGAAUUAUAUUUGAGGCCAAGCAAUCUCAAAUACUGAGCACAGCUGAGUUUAUCUCGUCGUUAAACCAAAUAUGGAACUCUGCAAGUUGUCUUGCUAUUCCUCAACAACAGACAAAUCUGGAAAGAGUCUGUCUUGCCUCUCUGAAAGAGGAUAUUUCAGCUGAUAGUAAAUACUUUUGCAUUGAUUUGACGACAGCUAGGCAAUUUCCGUCUGUCAUGAAGCCAAACUUUGAUUUUGUCAAAAUAACCAAGAAGAUAUCCAUGAUUGAUUCUUCUAUUGGAAAUAUUAGACAUUCAUUCUGCCAGGGGCUUUUAUGUUGUGGCUCUGACUUUUCUAAUGAGAGUUGGAAAGGAAACGGGCUUGCGGCUUUUGGAUUUUCAUUUGAAGUUGGAAAUAUCUACAAAUGGAUGAGAAAGAUGAUUCCUCCUGCUGGACUUCAGUAUUUUUCCAAUGUCCCAGGGAUUGCGAAUAAGAAAAUAGGUGAAUAUUGCUUUUCAUCAUAUAGAGCUAGUCUGACAGAAAACAUUCCCAUCGAAAAUGCUGAACAUUAUUCUCAUCAUAUCAAAUCUAAAGAUCUGUCCAUAUCUCAUGAUGAUAAAUUGGUUUCUAAUACAAGAGGGACAACCCCUCUGUGGUCGGAUUAUCUCCUCACUGAUGUUCAAGAAACCAACGCAGAUUGUAGUGUUUCGAGGACUUCAGAUUCUGAUCUUUGUGCUGAUUAUCAUUUCAACUCUUUAGCUUCCCAUUAUAGUACAUUCAAAGAACAGCAAUAUCUUAACAAUGGCAGUGAGUACCUUGAGAAUCAACGAAAACAGCCCGAACUAUUUUCCACAGAUACUGGUGCAACAGAAAGUCACUCCACAGCAAGUGAAAAACCUCGAUUUGCACUUGCUAAACAUGAGCACGCUUUUUCUGGGGCUUUUGCUGGAAUAUUUGUUAGCCUUUGCCUACAUCCAAUUGACACAGUUAAGACAGUCCUUCAAUCUUGUAAUGCAGAGCAGAAGUCGAUUUUUUAUAUUGGACGAUCAAUAAUUUCUGAAAGAGGUUUAACUGGAUUAUAUCGUGGCAUUGCUAGCAAUAUUGCAUCUUCAGCCCCGAUAUCUGCCCUUUAUACUUUCUCAUAUGAAUCAGUCAAAGGGGCUUUACUUCCUCUCCUCCCUAAGGAGUAUCAUUCUUUGGCUCAUUGCAUGGCUGGUGGUUGUGCAAGCGUUGCUACUUCUUUUAUUUUUACACCUAGUGAGCGUAUAAAGCAGCAGAUGCAAAUAGGUGUACACCAUCAAAACUGCUGGACGGCCUUAGUUGAGAUUGUCAAAAAGGGGGGUCUGCCUUCACUCUACACUGGGUGGGGGGCUGUACUCUGCAGGAAUAUUCCACAGUCGAUUAUCAAGUUCUACACAUACGAAAGCUUGAAGCAAGUCAUGUUGUCAUCACCGCGAUCCCCUGCUCAGCUGAACACAUUACAAACACUAAUGUGUGGAGCCCUAGCCGGUUCAACUGCGGCUUUCUUCACAACUCCGUUUGAUGUGGUUAAGACAAGAUUACAGACACAGAUACCGGGGUCUUUGAGCCGAUACAAUAAUGUUUACCAUGCCCUUCAAGACAUAUUGAUGCAUGAAGGUUUGAAAGGUGCAUACAGGGGAUUGGUUCCUCGGUUAGUUAUGUAUACGACACAAGGAGCACUCUUCUUUGCAUCUUACGAGUUCUUGAAGCAGUUAUUAUGUUUGGAGGCGCCGCAGUUAACCACUCACAAUCAGGAAAAGGGAAACAAAGACGAAUCUUCAUUACGCUUACCAUCAUCGACGUUGACAUUGGCCACAAGAACGUCGUCGUCGUCGUCAUCGUCACCAUCAAGGUUGCACAGUUGACAUACAUAGUAGUUAGAAAAGCACAUACAUGGAGGCAUUGUUAGCAAUCUGAUGGUGACAUGUAGCAUUAAAGCAUUAGAGGAUCAUUCCCAUAUCCAGAUAUUUACAAGUGUAGAAAUAAUGAGUCACAUUUCUUGUGGCUAGGCUUGUAUUUGAUUUUGAAAUCUUAAUAAAUCCGAGAUGGAGGUCGAACUUUAUGUCA
Molecule: messenger RNA, 2532 nt
Organism: Hibiscus syriacus
Lineage: Eukaryota; Viridiplantae; Streptophyta; Magnoliopsida; Malvales; Malvaceae
Product: adenine nucleotide transporter BT1, chloroplastic/mitochondrial-like
Exons: 11
Coding region: 321-2330 (669 amino acids)
Cellular component (GO): mitochondrial inner membrane
Molecular function (GO): S-adenosyl-L-methionine transmembrane transporter activity
Source: RefSeq, a predicted model, not a curated record